Molecule: messenger RNA, 150 nt
Organism: Plasmopara halstedii
Lineage: Eukaryota; Oomycota; Peronosporomycetes; Peronosporales; Peronosporaceae
Exons: 2
Coding region: 1-150 (49 amino acids)
Source: RefSeq, a predicted model, not a curated record
AUGGGGAUAGAUGGGUUGAGCGAGAAUGGACUGGCUCUCUCCAAAUUUCCAGAUGAAGAUAGGCCGCCCUGGCGAAAAUACGUGAGACUGGGUGCGGAUCCAACGUCGACACCUGGUGUGACAGCUGGAGGCACGACAGGCGUCGACUAA